Messenger RNA from Gossypium raimondii (Peruvian cotton), 921 nucleotides. RefSeq lists its product as uncharacterized. Gene Ontology annotation, molecular function: metal ion binding. Bases 383 to 802 code for a protein of 139 amino acids. The transcript is spliced from 3 exons. NCBI's taxonomy places the organism in Eukaryota, Viridiplantae, Streptophyta, Magnoliopsida, Malvales, Malvaceae. The record is from RefSeq and is a predicted model, not a curated record.
AUAGGUCAAGAAUACAUUAACUAAUAGGCAAUAAGCCAUGCCAACAUCCCAUGUAAGAAUCAGAUUCCAAUAUCAUAAGAGAUAAAAAAGAAUCUCAAUAUAUUAACUAGUUUUCUUCACAAAUUAGGGUUUAUUUCCAGUUAUGUGCACAAUUUGAGUAUGGUGAUCUACAAUUUUUUUUUUUGGUAUUUUCAUGUUUGUUUUAUUGUCUAGGUUUGAAGUUUGUGGCUUACAUUAUUUUUUAUAUAAAAAAAAAACGAAAUGCAUGAUGCAUCGUAUUAUAAUAUUUGGUAUUUUUAAUUACUUUUGUUAUACUAACAAGUUUGAUCAUGAUUCCUUUUUCAUUCUAAACAAAUUCCCAUAAUUUUUUUGCCUUUUUAACAUGCAACUUUUUUUUCUUUGUAAUUCAAACCCCUCAUUCUUUGGAAUCUUGAGAGAACUCCUGCUGCAGUCUGCAGGCUUCAUGACAGAAAGGAUUUGUUGCAUGGUGAUGAGGAUCAACAUUGACUGCAAUGGGUGUUACAGAAAAGUAAGAAGAGCCCUCCUUGAUAUGAAAGAGUUGGAAACGCAUUUGAUAGAGAAGAAGCAGUGCAGGGUAAGCGUCUGUGGGAGAUUUGUCCCGCGGGAUGUGGCCAUCAAAAUAAGGAAGAAGACGAAUCGAAGAGUGGAGAUAUUGGAAAUACAAGAAUUUAGCAUCAACGAUGAACAAACUCACGAAGAGAAGCCGUUGAUGAUCACAUCUAAUACUUGGAACCUUGAAUCCAACCAAACCCAUAUUGAAACCUGUGUAGCAUGUAUAUGAUGACUAUAAAUAUUGCAUAUGAAUUAAUUCAGUUGAUUUGCUUGCAUAUGUCGAGUGAGGAAUAUACAUGUAAACUUCUGAUGCCUUAGUUAUGAAAAACUUGAUUAAGGGUUGUGAAA